CUGUGCUAGCCUCGCCCACACCACAUGGCGCGUGGAAAGACGAAAAGGCCCGGCCCGCAACAAGAUCAUGCAACGGCAAAGGAGGGCGAAGCUGAAGUCUCCGAUUACGAGCUCGCUCGACUAGCUCGAAUCAAACGGAAUGAGGCGUUUAUGGCAACGUUGUCCAUCAGUGCGCUAAAGACAGCGCCUUCCACAGCGGCAGCGGCGACGAAGAAGCGCUCGCCCUCGAAGCGACCACGGGACCCAGCCUCGAGAACGGCACCGUCUCGAACGUCGAAGCGACUAAGAAGCCAAGCGGCGGAUCCCGAAGAAUUGGUGGCAUUACCUGGCACUUGGACCUCCAGCCUUGCGGGUGCAACUACCAAGCCGGGAGGAGCACCUUCGUCGUUUCGACACGACUACGGGCCGGAGCUGGAUCCAGAAGAAGCCGAAGAGAGGAUGGAGGUGUUGAAAGGUCACAUCGAUGCCAGAGAUGAAGCCAAGGCGGGUACAGCGAGUUACAACCACUGCCUUCACCGCGUGCGGACGAUGUCCGAUGUCAGCCUCGCACGAAGGGUGCGCACCAUCGAGCGAGCGCGAGGAGCCCAGGCGAAGGAAAAGAUGCUGGUUUUCUCUCGGGUUUUGACGGCCAAGGGGAAGACGGACCUCGCCGAGGUGGCCGAGGCUGCCCUCGACAGGCUCGUUCGGGGCCUUCCAAUGCCCGAGAUGGAGAGCUGACAAGCAACCGGAACCAGAUCCCCAAGGGACUGAAACCAAAAGACCAGCUCACGCGGAACAUGGUGGUCGUGUGCUCUCUCUGGUGCGGCACAUCACUGCUAGGAAUUGUGUCAACAGCGGUCAAGCGUCUUUGAGAGACUUCCAGACGGACGGAA
Ectocarpus siliculosus is the source of this 872-nucleotide messenger RNA. The record is from the annotation of a GenBank genome assembly. NCBI's taxonomy places the organism in Eukaryota, Phaeophyceae, Ectocarpales, Ectocarpaceae.